Molecule: messenger RNA, 1020 nt
Organism: Mastomys coucha (southern multimammate mouse)
Lineage: Eukaryota; Metazoa; Chordata; Mammalia; Rodentia; Muridae
Product: serine protease-like protein 51
Exons: 5
Coding region: 20-1009 (329 amino acids)
Biological process (GO): proteolysis
Molecular function (GO): serine-type endopeptidase activity
Source: RefSeq, a predicted model, not a curated record
UUGUAUCUAUGUGGGCAGGAUGUCAAGGCAGGCACCACUGCACCGGAAUGACAACACGAUGCUCUCACUUCUAAUUGCACUGCUCAUGGUAUCCAAGGGACAAGCCCAGGACCAGCAAGUUCUGUGUGGCCACAGACCUGCCUUUCCAAACUCAUCAUGGUUGCCAUUGCGGGAGCUGCUUGAGGUCCAGCCUGGUGAAUUCCCAUGGCAAGUGAGUAUCCAGAUGCUCGGGAAACACCUGUGUGGAGGCUCCAUCAUCCACCAGUGGUGGGUUCUGACAGCAGCACACUGCUUCCCGAGAACCCUAUUAGAACUGGUAGCAGUGAACAUCACUGUGGUCAUGGGCAUCAAGACUUUCAGUGAUAGCAACUUGGAGAGAAAACAAGUGCAGAAGAUCAUCGCUCACAAAGACUACAAGCCGCCCCACCUCGACAGCGACCUCUGCCUACUCCUACUUGCCACGCCAAUCCAAUUCAAUAAAGUCAAAAUGCCCAUCUGCCUGCCACAGAGGGAGAGCUCCUGGGACCGGUGUUGGAUGUCAGAGUGGGCAUAUACUCAUGGCCAUGGUUCAGCCAAAGGCUUAAACAUGCACCUUAAGAAGCUGAGGGUGGUUCAGAUUAGCUGGAGGGCAUGUGCCAAGAGGGUGACUCAGCUCUCCAGGAACAUGCUUUGUGCCUGGAAGGAAGUGGGUACCAACGGCAAGUGCCAGGGAGACAGCGGGGCACCCAUGGUCUGUGCUAACUGGGAGACUCGGAGACUCUUUCAAGUGGGUGUCUUCAGCUGGGGCGUAACUUCGGGAUCCAGGGGGAGGCCUGGCAUGUUUGUGUCUGUGGCUCAGUUUAUCCCAUGGAUCCUGGAGGAGACACAAAGGGAGGGACAAGCCCUCACCCUCUCAAAAGCCUCAAAAAGUCUCUUGGCUUGCGCUCCACGCUACCAUUCCAUAUUGCUAAGCUUGGGCUCUCAGAUACUGCUUGCUGCCAUGUUUUCUGGGGAUAAAGCAAAUUGCUAAGCUCUGACUCU